GAAGUGGGAGUUUACAGGAAGCACCUGAACGUCGCACCACAUUACCAGCACUCCGGCGGCUGAGAACAGAGAAGAUGCAGACUAUAAAGUGCGUGGUGGUGGGUGACGGUGCGGUGGGGAAGACCUGCCUGCUCAUCUCCUACACCACCAACAAGUUUCCCUCUGAAUACGUCCCCACGGUGUUUGAUAACUAUGCAGUGACUGUGAUGAUCGGUGGGGAGCCAUACACUCUGGGACUGUUUGACACUGCAGGCCAGGAGGACUACGACAGACUGCGACCCCUCAGCUACCCUCAGACCGACGUCUUCCUCGUCUGUUUCUCCGUCGUAUCACCCUCCUCCUUUGAGAACGUCAGAGAGAAGUGGGUGCCAGAGAUUUCACACCACUGCCCACGGACGCCAUUCCUGCUGGUCGGGACUCAGGUGGAUCUGAGAGACGACAGCAACACUCUGGAGAAACUGGCCAAGAACAAACAGCGAGCCCUAACCUGUGAGAGCGGAGAGAAGCUGGCCCGAGAGCUCAAGGCCGUCAAAUACGUGGAGUGUUCAGCUCUCACGCAGAGGGGACUGAAGAACGUUUUCGAUGAGGCCAUCCUGGCAGCUCUGGAGCCUCCAGACAACAAACCCAAGAAGCGCUGUGUCCUGCUAUAGACGCCACAGGAGGAGGAGGAGGAGGAGGAGGAGGAGGAGGAAGUGGAAGUGGAGGUGGACGGGGGGGAAGAGAUAAACCCAGACGGGAACAGAGGGAGGGAGUACCGAAGGGAGGGGGGAGGGUGUGAAGGUGGAUGUGGCAGACACAUGUUUUAACAGUGCCUUCAGCCUUAGUGACUUAAUGCGGGUGUGGUGUUGGAACGGACACAGGCUUUAUUUUUCGUCAUAGAUACGUGUCGCCAUAACAAAACUAACACAUUUGAAAAGCACGCCUAACCAGGAAACAGGCUUUUGUUAACAGGAGGAGGCGGGUCGCGCAGUAGAGAGGUUUGAAUCUCAGAUUAAAGAUACAGACAGUGGAUGGAGUCACGGUUACAGCUGAAACUGGAAACCAACUCUCUUAAGCUUUCAAAAGCUUCCAACACAGAUUAUAAACAUCUUCAAGCUAAAGAAUUGUAUAAAAUAUGUGGAAUAAAUUUCAGAGGGAAAAAAAAUGUGUUUGUUCAGUGAACACAGCUGUAGAUCACACUCCUUUUUUGCCGUUGAUGUGAGUCCUGCACCAAUCGAAUUUAGAGAACUAAUUUAGGUCUUUCAAUAUUAACUUUACCACCUGAGUUAAACAAAAAUAACAUGUUUCUGAUAUUUUGUCUUUUCCACUGCAAACUGACCCACUAUCAUGGAAACAUAGUCCAGAAGCAAAAUGAACCGGCUAUAUUUGAAACUCGACACAUUCUGGAUAAUUAUGAGGAGGAGAAUGGCUGCUUCGAUCAUAACCAUUAUAAUUCUAAUCACAAUUUAACCCAAGUAGUUAGGUCCUUUCAAAAAGUUUGAAAUCGAGCAAGUUGCUGUCAUCACAUUUACAACUGACCAAAGUUAGAAAAAUAAUUCUUUGAAGCAUAACACACAUACUGGUGUAAUCGCAUCCUUUCCACCUCUGCUUCUGUUAGAGUUUACAUUUAGAAGAUAAAAUCUGGACAGUCAGAAGAGAAGGCACCAUCAGUGAUAUUUGUUACCAGCACAAAGUCGGAUUAAAACAAGAGAAAGAACGCUGUCCUUAAGCAAAAAAUAAUGGUGCUUAAUUUAAAGAUGCCCGAAGCAGAGACAUGAUCCAGCUGAUCUACAUUCCCUGCAGCCUCAGAGACCAGAGGUUCAACUGUCGACAGUGUUGUUGUUAAAAAAUAAAAAAAAUAUCUACUAAUCAGUGGUGACUAUAACCUGACUUCAUCUAUAUCAGUAGAAAGAGACCAGAACUGGUAACCAGUGGAGCUUAACUGACAUCUGCUUUGCAGUAUAAAAGACAGGUACAUGAUGCAGUAGUUAAUGAUGAUGAAUAUGCAUAUUUGCAGUAAUCUAACAACAAGAGAGACGAGCGUUACAAGUUACAAACCUGACUUCCUUGCUGUCAUGUGAUAAAUGCUGCUUUCCAAAAUGUCAGAAAUAAAUUAUUCAAACCUCAGAAUUUCCUCCAAAUGUCUGGAAACAUGAGAAACGUGUUGAAGUCACAGGGUUUUCACGUGACAACAAAGAGGGUGAUUAUUUGGCAAUUCGAACAUUUGCACAUAACAGCACUUUUUUUUUUUUAACUUCUCUGUCCUGACGUCUCGUCAGGGACACGUCCCAUCCAGAACCGAACACUCCAGCUCCACUGAGCUGUGAGUCACACUGUCAGUGGAGAUCCAGUACGUGUUUUCCUGAAAAUCACAACCACAUACCACCUAAUAUAGAGCAUUGACUGAAGGUGUUACACAAGGAAUUUUAACAUCAUUAAUCAACACAACAUGAGUUUUGCUGCAGACAAACAGAAGUCUCAGAGCUGGACUUUCUGCUGCAAGUAAACUCUCAGAGUUUCUGGUGGCGAGGAAGAGUGACGGCCUGAAAGUCCAGAAUUGCAUACUUUUCUAAUCUAUAAUUGAAUGCUCCAAGUGGUAAUUAACCCCAGGAAUUGCAGAUAAAAGGACAUCAUCUGAUAAAAGUAGUCAUUUUUAAAGUGCAAAAAAAAAAAAAAUUAGAAAUGCCUUCAUGUUACUGCAUCAUCAGUGACAGUCUUAACUUGUUCUGUUUGUCCAUUCAAACUUCCAGCUGCUACAGAAGUUGACUGUAAAUGCCUUAAAAUAUGCCUUACUGCUGAAAACCAGUCAAAUCCUACAAAGUCAGUCCACACAGCAAAAGGUUUGAGGCUUAAAUCGAAUCUGCUAAUUGAAAUGUUUGUCACUUUUAUUUUGAAAUCCAUAUGUGAAGCUGUUGUAGUAGAUGUGGCUGAGAAGCAAACAUUUCACACACACACAAACACUCACACACACACACAGGACCUCCUCAAACAUUGUCCACUCCUUCUUCUCUCUCCUGGCCCUACUGGAACCUCAAGUGCUCGUUGGUGUGUCAGCACCUCCCGGAGGCCUUAAUGGGGAAAUGCGGCUCAGUUUAAAGGUUCAUCUGUGUUGUUGUGCCUCUGGGAGAUCGUCAGUGUUCGAAGCUCAGAUCUCAGACCUGAAUUCGUAAUGUCACAAGAAGCAGCUUCACAGACAGUAACUUUAGAUUCGUGUGAGGAGUUUUUGCACAGAUGAGCUUUGUUUAAGUUGCUCCUAUAAUUUUCAAAUAAGAAAAUGCAGGUGAUAAUAAGAUCUUACAUUUCUACAAUAGAUUCCUAACACUGAUUGUCCUGUACCGAGGUGAUAACAAUUUCAAUCUUUAAACUGAGGGUAUUUCCCAUUAAAAUGAACUAAACUUCCACUCUGCUUAUAUAUUUUUUCCAUUGUUUUGGAGAUGACGGUUUAUUCUGAUUCAUGUAUGAAUGAUUACAAGUAUUAUAUUUUUUUUUUCUUUGCUCCUUAUUGUUUCUUGAGGAACAUUAUUUUAGCUUCUUUUUUUUUUUUUUUUUUGGACACUUGAGUUUUUAUUUUCCUUUUUCUUUUUAGAUAUUUGUACCAUUUACUUGACAGUUGAGUGCCAACAGCUUGAGUGAGUAUCACUGGCCUGGUUUGUCAAACUAAACAAUCCUGAUAAUAAGCUUCUAAUCGCAGAAAAAAACAACAACAUAAUAACAGCUGAAGCAAUAAUUACAGAUGUGGAAAACUCUGCUCUGUAUUGAAAGAUGAAUGUUGGAACUGGUGGGUGUUUGGAAAUAAUAAAAACAGUACUUGAA
Messenger RNA from Seriola aureovittata, 3792 nucleotides. RefSeq names its product cell division control protein 42 homolog. Gene Ontology annotation, molecular function: GTPase activity; GTP binding. The coding region runs from base 75 to 650 and encodes 191 amino acids. Gene Ontology annotation, cellular component: dendritic spine. Gene Ontology annotation, biological process: modification of synaptic structure; small GTPase-mediated signal transduction. Lineage: Eukaryota; Metazoa; Chordata; Actinopteri; Carangiformes; Carangidae. The transcript is spliced from 6 exons. The record is from RefSeq and is a predicted model, not a curated record.